Molecule: messenger RNA, 1188 nt
Organism: Penicillium olsonii
Lineage: Eukaryota; Fungi; Ascomycota; Eurotiomycetes; Eurotiales; Aspergillaceae
Source: the annotation of a GenBank genome assembly
AUGGGCAGCGAAUGCAAGAAGGCCGCAAAGAUCUUGACAUCCUUCGUUGAUCCUAAACAAGCAUUCGGCCCCGACAAAGUCAUUCCCCCAGAAAUUCUGGCUGGCGCAAAGGGUCUCGCGAUUCUCACGGUUCUGAAAGCUGGUUUCCUGGGAUCUGGUCGAUUCGGCUCCGGUAUCGUCGUCGCUCGCCUCGCUGAUGGCACUUGGUCGGCCCCAUCGGCCAUUGCGACUGCCGGUGCUGGAAUCGGAGGGCAAAUUGGAUUCGAGUUGACCGACUUUGUCUUCAUUCUCAACGAUGCGGCCGCUGUUCGCACUUUCUCGCAGUUUGGAACCCUGACCCUGGGUGGUAACGUCUCACUGGCUGCCGGACCCGUCGGCCGAAAUGCCGAAGCGGCCGGAGCAGCCAGCACCAAGGGUGUCGCGGCCGUCUUCUCCUACUCCAAAACUAAGGGCCUUUUCGCAGGUGUCAGUUUGGAAGGUAGCAUGCUGGUGGAACGCAAGGAUGCCAACGAGAAGUUGUAUCGAAGCCGCGUCUCUGCCAACCAAUUGCUCACUGGAAGCGUUCGACCACCCCCAGCGUCUGAAGCCCUCAUGCGCGUGUUGAACUCUCGCGCCUUCCAAGGAAACGCGAGAGCCUACGGAGACUCCAUGUACAAUGACAUCCCCGUCUACGACGACAGUCACGACGAUGUGGUCUGGGAAGGACGCAAAGGCGAUGCCUACGGCCAGGGAAGCCGGCGCAGCCGAGCUAACACCGCCGACGAUGACUACAGUUACCAGGACAAGCCGCGCCGCGCAAAUACUUGGGCCGAUGAUGUUUACGACCGGCCCGCUGGAGGACGUUCUUCGACAUCCCGGGCAGCCCCCAGUGACUCAUAUGACAACUUUGGGCGCAACCGAAGCAACACUGCGCCAUUUGAUGAGGACUAUGUCUACUCGGAUCGCCGACCCACUCGUCCCACGGCUCCCAAGCCUGUUUUCGGACAAAAGACAGGCUCGGCCCAGCUACGAUCAGACCAGGCGAUUGCUCUCUACACAUUUGACGCUGACCAGGAUGGGGAUCUCGGUUUCAAGAAGGGUGAAAUCAUUACGAUCCUCAAGCGGACCGAAAAAGCCGAAGAUUGGUGGACCGGCCGUGUCGGUAACCGCGAGGGUAUCUUCCCCAGCAACUAUGUCGAUGCUUCUUGA